Molecule: messenger RNA, 897 nt
Organism: Chrysemys picta bellii (western painted turtle)
Lineage: Eukaryota; Metazoa; Chordata; Testudines; Emydidae
Source: RefSeq, a predicted model, not a curated record
AUGUCGGCCACAGGGCGGGUAAUAAACCUGCCUGAGCCUGGCUGUGUCCCAUCGUCCGAGGAGCCCAGAGGCAGGCGUUCCCAAGCGACACUCCUGCAGAAAGCACUGGCGGGGGAUGAGGGUUUGGCCACUGCAUGUUUUUCAGAGAAAGCUGAUAACAGCAGGGGCAGCAGUGCGCGGCUCCCUGUCUCUAUCCGAACGUUUGCUGUCAGGUCUGGGCAGAUAUUUCUCUUCUCCACUUUGUACGAAUGCCCGUGUCUCACGGAGCCUUCUCUCUCCCUGCAGAGCUGCGCGCUGCCCCAGGAGAUAGGAGAAGAUCUGCCCACCACAGAAGCAGCAAAGCGUGAGGGGACAACUUCCCAAACGGUGAAUCCUGAGCAACUAGGCAGACAGAUGGAGAGCUGGCAGGCAGCGACUGCCUAUGGAGAAAUGGGUCCGGGAGGGAUUAAUGCCAUCGCUGGAGUCCUUGUUCAGUCCAGCAAGGAGAAGAUGGGCCUCUACCAGGCCAUGAUGAGAGGUGUUCUCACGCCGGGCACCGCGCUGGUGCUGCUGGAGGCGCAGGCUGCCAUGGGGUUCAUCAUCGACCCAGUGAGGAACAAGAAGGUGCCAGUGAGAGACGCACUCGCUGCUGGGCUGACAGGUGGAGAUUAUUACGGGAAGCUGCUCUCUGCAGAGAGAGCAGUGACCGGCUACACUGACCCCUACACGGGCAACAAGAUCUCCCUCUUCCAGGCCAUGGAGAGAGACCUGAUAGUCAAAGACCACGGCAUCCGCCUGCUGGAGGCCCAGAUCGCCACCGGAGGCAUCAUUGACCCCGUGCACAACCAUCGAAUCCCUGUGGAGGUGGCUUACAAGCGGGGCUACUUCGACCAAGAGUUAAACCGGAUCCUUUCUGAC